This is a messenger RNA of Necator americanus (New World hookworm), 486 nucleotides long. RefSeq lists its product as uncharacterized. The record is from RefSeq and is a predicted model, not a curated record. The coding region runs from base 1 to 486 and encodes 161 amino acids. The transcript is spliced from 5 exons. Lineage: Eukaryota; Metazoa; Nematoda; Chromadorea; Rhabditida; Ancylostomatidae.
AUGUUGUCACGGUUACAACUAUUAUUGGCAACAAGUAUUCUUGGCUGUGCGAUCGUCGUAUACUCUCAGCGCAGUCAAUCGUCAGUCAUAGCCGAUCUUGGGAAGUUGAUCGUUGACAAUUGUCCGCCUAUGUUAUGCACAGGUCUUGACUGUGCUGUGGUAACCGAAAGAAAUGGCUGUCAGUUAUGCGCUUGUCCGAUCGGCUCUCCAGCACGCGGUUGUGAUCCGAUGCCGUUCAUACUCUGGCAUGACCUGAUUGUCAAUGGAUGCCCGAAUGUAACGCUUAAUAGCCGUGAUCCAGCUCAAAAGGUGCACCGUUGGUUUAGGAGGGUGAACCGCUUCACUAACACUGACCAAUGUGAACCAUACAUCUUCCCCUAUUGCCCUGAACUGGACUUCAAUCUCUGGAGAUCUCCUAGAACUAAACAGGAAUGUGAACUUUACUGCUAUUCGGUGGACGAACAGAGGAAACGUGGUAUUAUCUAA